AUGAGCGACACACACUCGAGCUUUCUCACAAAGAGUUCAAGUGCGAGGCACUCACUGCUGGUGCUGUUGCUGGCCCUCUGCUGCCUGAGCAGCGCUUUUAGCGCCAAGAUAACAAAAAAGGUCGAGAAACCCUCGUCUACUGGAGAAAAAGCCGAGCCAUCUGCCGCCGAGGAGGCUGCCCCACCAGUCGGCGAGGAGGAGGAAGCCAAUGAAGACAACGACGACGAGGAUGAUGAUGAUGAUGACGACGAGGAGGAGGAGGAGCAGGAGGCAGACAAAGAGGCGGCAGCAGCAGCUGUUGCCGCCACAACCGGUGGCAGCAAGAACCCCACCGCCGUUCAGGCGGCCACAGACCCCACCGAUCUCAGUGUCUGGGGCAUGGUGCGCACACUCUGGACCUGGCUGCGCAGCGAUCUGGGUGAAAGCCUCUUCGGCGACGACGACGAAGAGAAGCCAUCCGCCGAAACCUCAGCUGUGGAGGGUCGUACCUUUGGCAAGAUCCGUCGCCUGCAGAUGGCCCUGAUACCGAUCAUCUUCAAGUUCGGCGUACUGUCGGCCAUGGUGGCCUUCCUGGUGGCCAUUGGAAUGAAGUCGCUGUUCCUGCUGAAGGUUUUGGUGCUGAUGAAUGCCGUGGCCAUUUUGGGCAAGUUCAUAACGCUGAAAUCGACCCUCUUCGGGCAGUACGAGCACACGGCGCCCACGUUCAACUAUCCCGGCUGGAAUCCCCAUGCCAAGGAGUCCUGGGGAGCCACUGGUCUGAGCGGACCCGGCGGACCCAACGGCCAUCCGCCCAGCAAGGAGAUCCAUCUGCACAUCCACGGCAAUGCCCAGACCCAGGCCCAGCUCGCCGGCCAGGGCUACAACUAUGAGACGCAGGGUGGCUGGGCCAGUCGCUCGGAUCCCUAUGGCGGCUACGCCCCGACGGGACAGUUCGGGGAGAGCCAGCAGCCGGCUGUGGCGACCGCCGACGCGGUGCCCAAGGACACCGAUCCGAUGGCCCUGCUGCCGACCAAGUACCGGGCGAGACAUCUGAUCCGCUGA
Molecule: messenger RNA, 1041 nt
Organism: Drosophila persimilis
Lineage: Eukaryota; Metazoa; Arthropoda; Insecta; Diptera; Drosophilidae
Exons: 3
Coding region: 1-1041 (346 amino acids)
Source: RefSeq, a predicted model, not a curated record